CUCUUGAACAAACGCACACUCUCUGAUCUCAAACGCCCCAACGUGUCCAAAGUUAUCUAAUAACCUAUUUGCUUGCAAUUGCGUGAUUGCCAUACUCGACGCGCAAAGCUUCCUAAUUUUUGGACAGGAAGGAACAAGGAUUGGAAUAGCCCCCGCCCCCACCCCCACCCUUUUUUGUUCUUCGGAUUAGGUUACGAUGGAUCUGUAAGGUUUCGUAAUUUGUGGUUUGAAACGGGAACAAAUUAGGGUUCGUCAGAAUCCCCAUUUUCAGCGUACGAUGCUUUGAGAGGAAUGACCGAAUGAGGGAUUGAGAACAGACGAUUCUUGGCAAAAAUCCAAUGGGGAUGAACGUCCAAUGUGUGACUUUCAUGGCGGGGUGAAGAAUCUGACCCAAGUUGAUCAGCAACAGGAGGAAGCGGUGCAAUUAAUGGAUACCUCUGUGGCAGUCCCGGGAUUCGAUCCGAAUGCCAGUGAUGAAUCUCAACGAGUUAAAUUCCUUUGUAGUUUUUCUGGUACAAUACUGCCUCGUCCCCAAGAUGGGAAGCUUAGAUAUGUAGGAGGCGAGACACGAAUUGUGAGCGUCCCUCGCGACAUUCGGUAUGAGGACCUCAUGGCGAAGAUGAGGGAGCUUUUUGAGGGAGCUUCUGUAUUGAAAUACCAGCAGCCUGAUGAGGAUCUAGAUGCACUUGUAUCCGUUGUGAAUGAUGAUGAUGUCGCAAAUAUGAUGGAGGAGUACGAAAAAUCGGGAACUGGUGAUGGAUUUACUAGGUUGAGGUUGUUUCUGUUUGCGCAUCCCGAACAAGAUGGUUGCUUAUUACAUUUUGGAGAUGGAGAUGAAAGGGAAAACGAAAGGAGGUAUGUCGACGCACUGAAUAGUCUUAAUGAGUCUCCUGGAAUGGGUUCCUUUGAUGAUAUCCAUGCUGCCGAGCAGUACUUUAACCAGAUGAAUUUAGGAAACCUGACGAUUCCACAUCUGGAUUCAGGACAGCUCCAGCAGGCCGUUAAUCAGAGGUAUAAUGAAAUGGAGGCUCCAUGGAGUCCGGCUUAUUAUUCUCCUAGACAGCACGGAAAUGUAGAUCAGAGGCAUGUUUUAGAGUUUUCGACUUCGCCUUCAUCUUCCCGAUAUCAAAUGCCGUAUACUGAGGAUUAUAAUCGGUCUUCAAUCAAUGCUCAUUCCUUGUACGAGCAUCCGGCGCCGUACACAGACAAUUUGGCAUUGGCUCCACCUGUUUGUGUGGUCAAUGAAAAGGCUGGUUUUCCAGGGAACAUUCUUCAAGCACCCAAUGUUUAUGAGGGAAACAGCAGUGUCUGCGACCAUUGCCGGAUGCCAUAUCAACGUAAUCCAGUUUAUCCCGAUUCUUCUUGGAAGCCCGGUGAUCAGCCACAUGUGGAGCCAUCAAAUGCGGGGAAUGGAUAUCUUCAUGCUUCGAGUGCUUGCGCCGAGUGCCCCCCAAACCGAGAAGCAUACUUGUUGAACUCAGAUUCCAAUUUGCCUCCUCAGUACUAUUACAGGGACCAAAAUGAUCCUCGAUCCUUGUAUACUGAGCUUCAUGGUCAGGAAAGAGGAUGGGUGUCACCGCAUCCUCCGCCAAGUCCUUGGGCUGAUCAGGAGCCUAUACGACAUAUAUCUGUAUCUGGAAGGUUGCCUGAUGGUUACAUUGUGGAGAACGGCAUCAACAUUCCACUGGGACAUGUUAAUGCUUGCGAUGGUCUCCAUGUGCAAUCCCAUUAUAUGCAUCACGAUAAUCCACGGUUUACUCGUCCUGGGGUUGAGUUUGGCAGUCAAAAUUUUCAAGAACAAGCUUUGGCACCUGGAUCACAGGUUCAUCCGCCAUCUGUGGAAGAUCGUGGAGGCAUUCGAUAUGGAAAUCCUGCAUAUGCAUUCCAGGGGCCUCAUGGACAUAUUCAUUCAGCACCUGUAUGGAGAAAUCCUCAUAGCCCCAUGCCCGGUGGUCCCUCUUAUGACACACCUGUUUCGAAUCAGCUAGUUAAUGGGUCUGUCCCUGUGGGAUUCAUCCGAGGUGCAGUUGAGGUUAAUUCCACCGUGAGACCAGUCUUGGAGAAUCAGAAUCCUUGGGGAGAGUCGUUGCAGAAACCUCUGGCCUUUGAUGGAUCACCGGCAAUGGAUUAUUCUCUUACCCUUGGAAAAUUUGCACCCGUUGCUUUGGAGGGUCACCAUCCGCAACAAGUUGAACCCAUUCAAUCAACAGCUUCCCCACUUCGGCCUUCCAUUUCAGGAAAUUCUCUGCCUAUGUCUGUUCCAACAUUAUUAAUUGAUGAUAAAUGUUCGAAUGUGAUUGAUCCUGAGGCGGGCUCUAGGAAUGAUACUGAAUCUACUAUGUCAGUGAGGGUGAAUGAGAACCAUUCAUUAGAAGGGGGAGAUGAGAAAAGUAAUGGAACAGUGGGCAAAAGUUCUCCUGUCAUCGAAAAUGUUGAUAAGCGGUCAGAUGAUGCAGCAUCUUCAGCCUCUAUAAAGUCAAAUGCUCCAGAAGCCGUUGAUGACAACAGUGAUUCUCUAAAAGUCCAUGAAGUUACUCCUAGCAUUUCUCAAAAGCAACCGAAUGUUGAACUUGAUUUCUUGCCUGAACUAAUAGAAUCUGUUAAAGAGAAGGCUGUGGAGAAUUUGAAAGAAGUGAAAGAUAAAGUUCAACAAGAAACUGGUUUGGACAGUGAACAAAAAGACGCUGCUAUAGAGAAUGUUGAAAAUAACAAAGACGGAGUGGACACCAAUGCUGACUUGGAGUUGGAUAAUGAUAAUGAUGUUGACCACUCAGAGAUAGAGCUGACAAAAGCCGAGGCAGAAGCACUUGAAAGAGGAUUGCAGACAAUAAAAAAUGAAGACCUGGAGGAAAUUCGUGAGUUAGGUUCUGGGACAUACGGCUCUGUAUUCCAUGGCAAGUGGAAGGGAUCUGAUGUGGCAAUUAAAAGAAUAAAAGCCAGCUGUUUUGCUGGAAAGCCAUCUGAAAGAGAACGUUUGAUUGCUGAUUUCUGGAAGGAAGCCCUGACUCUAAGUUCAUUGCAUCAUCCAAAUGUUGUAUCAUUUUAUGGAGUAGUUCGUGACGGCCCAGAUGGAUCUUUGGCAACCGUGACAGAAUUCAUGGUUAAUGGAUCUUUGAAACAAUUCCUGCAGAAAAAGGACAGAACAAUUGAUAGGCGAAAGCGACUCAUAAUUGCAAUGGACACUGCAUUUGGUAUGGAGUACUUACAUGGGAAGAAUAUUGUCCAUUUUGACCUGAAAUGUGAAAAUUUGCUGGUUAAUAUGAGAGACCCUCAUCGUCCCGUGUGCAAGAUUGGUGAUCUUGGAUUGUCGAAGGUGAAACAACAUACUCUAGUGUCAGGGGGUGUCCGUGGGACAUUACCAUGGAUGGCUCCCGAACUCCUUAGUGGAAAGAGUAACAUGGUAACAGAGAAGAUUGAUGUGUAUUCAUUUGGGAUUGUCAUGUGGGAGUUGCUUACUGGUGACGAGCCAUAUGCCGAUAGGCACUGUGCUUCUAUAAUCGGGGGGAUUGUGAGCAACACAUUGCGCCCACAAAUUCCAACAUGGUGUGAUCCCGAGUGGAAGGCAUUGAUGGAAAGUUGUUGGGCUGCCGAUCCAGCGCAGAGGCCGUCAUUCACAGAAAUUUCACAGAAGCUGAGAAACAUGGCUGCAGCGAUGAAUCUAAAAUAACACAGAUCGAACAGGACUCCCCCCCUGACCCAAGAGUCAUGGUUAAAGUAUACCAUAAUACGGUCGUUUGAGCAGCUCUUAAUACUUCCGGGGAGCAUGUACGUAUAUAUGAAACCAACAAUUAUAGGUGAAAUGUUGACGUAUAUUGUUAAAACCUUGUGCAUUUAAUCCUAUGUCAUGUACAUUUUUCGCCCUUAUGUACGUUCUCCUCGUUUUUCUUAAAUCAUAUCCCGGGAUCUAACCUUCUCGAGUUUUUGGAGUAGAAGGUAAUUUUUGUUAGCUAGACGUCGUCAUGUUCGAUGUUUUAAAAGAACGCGAUGUUUAGGAAGCUCUUUGGUGGCUAAUGAGGAUAGAUUAUCGUUGUUUGCUCAUGUUCUCGUCUCCUUAUAACUAGUGAGUAGUUGUAUCGAUUUGUUUAUUUAGAAACUGGUCAAUAUGAUUGGAAUUUUUCGACUAUUAGUAAUUUUCUCGACUGAAUUUCAUCGUUGUUUGGGCUACGUGAUCUUAGCUAGCAUUGUAUGCAUGUUUGUGCGCUCGAAUGGAUGGUCGUUCGAUCGGUUUUUGUCGAGAGAAUAGGAUUUAGAACAACUGUGGUUGAUUUGAUUAUUGCUGAUCAUCAUUAUUUUCAUCUUUUUUUGAUGAUCUAUGUAGAGUUUGCUACUA
Andrographis paniculata is the source of this 4330-nucleotide messenger RNA. RefSeq lists its product as uncharacterized. Lineage: Eukaryota; Viridiplantae; Streptophyta; Magnoliopsida; Lamiales; Acanthaceae. Gene Ontology annotation, biological process: signal transduction; protein phosphorylation. The record is from RefSeq and is a predicted model, not a curated record. Gene Ontology annotation, molecular function: protein binding; protein kinase activity; ATP binding. Bases 356 to 3667 code for a protein of 1103 amino acids. The transcript is spliced from 10 exons. Gene Ontology annotation, cellular component: cytoplasm.